AUGAAUGCUGCAGCUGAGGCUGAUCACAGAGCUAUAGGCUCGGCACAAGAGUUAUUCAUCAUUCACGACGCUUCGCCUGGAACGCCCUUUGUCCUACCGAAUGGCACUCGCUUGAUAAGAAAAGUGGAGAGGGUCAUCAGAGACCUGUAUGCAUUGUGGGGCUAUGAUGAGAUCAUCACGCCUCAGCUCAUGCGCAAAAGCCUCUGGCAACGGUCUGGACACUGGGACAACUAUAGGGCCGACAUGUUUGGCGUGCAGGGCUUCGUCGAUGUUGACAUGGUUGAGCGCGAGGGCGCUGCACACACUUCAGCGCCAAACACCAGCGCGACGCUUGUCGAAGAUAGGGCUUGCUGCGCUGCUCAUGAUCAGCCUAAAGCAGCCUCGACCUUGUCAGAUGCCCAGCAUUUUGGACUGAAGCCCAUGAAUUGUCCGGGUCACUGCCUUGUCUUUGCUUCGAAGGAACGAUCGUAUCGCGAUCUGCCGAUCAGGUAUGCAGAAUUUAGCCCUCUUCACCGAAACGAAUCUUCAGGCUCUCUGUCUGGACUGACGCGUGUCCGACGCUUCCACCAGGACGAUGCGCACGUGUUCUGUUCGCUGGCGCAAGUCUCUGAAGAAAUCACUUCGAUGCUGGCAAUGCUCUCUUCGGCUUACAGAACCUUCGGCUUCGAGGGCAAGUUCGAGCUCGUCCUAUCCACCAGACCUGCAAGCUUCAUAGGCAGCAUCGAGGAGUGGGACCGGGCAGAAGCGGCCUUGGAAGAAGCGUUGAAUGCGUCGGGCCAGAAGUGGAGCUUGAACGAAGCGGACGGAGCUUUCUACGGGCCCAAGAUAGAUGUCAGGCUGGUGGAUGCUUCUGGCCGUCGACAUCAGACAGCCACGAUUCAACUAGAUUUUCAAUUGCCUCGUCGAUUUGAAUUGAAGUACACCGAUCCGAAUGCGCUCGACGGUAGCGGCCAGUCGACCCCUGUGAUGAUCCAUCGAGCCAUACUGGGGAGCGUGGAGAGAUUCUUGGCGAUCUUGAUAGAGCAAGGCAAAGGUCAUUGGCCCUUCUGGAUCAAUCCUAGACAAGGUAUGGUCCUUCCUGUCAAGCCGGACGACUCUGCACAGCUGGCUCACGCCGAGCUGGUCAAGAAAGAAAUGGCUUUGGGACACGCCCACGCGCAGGAGGACAAGAAUAUGGGAGUGGGCCUGGACAGGCCUUUACCGCCUAGAUCGAUCCAGGUGUUUCACGUUGAUCUGGACGCAACCAACGCCAGGUAUCCUAAACGAGUCGCUAAGGCGCGAGCCGCGCGCUUCAACUUUGUGCUCACGGUCGGCGAUCGAGAAGUGAGGAAUAAGACGGUGAACGUGACGGCUUAUGGUCCUGGAGUGACUGCAACUGCGACAGGAAAAGUGCCGGGCGGCGAGGCGAGCGAUGCGGAGCGAUUACAAGACAUUUUGGACUCGCUGCAGGCUGGCAAGAGACCAAACAUCUCAAAUGACUUGGGCGAAUGGAACACGAAGAAUCUGAGGAAGUUAUUCGAGGCGCUCGACUCGUACCACUGUUGA
This is a messenger RNA of Ceraceosorus guamensis, 1545 nucleotides long. Its product is annotated as class II aaRS and biotin synthetase. Bases 1 to 1545 code for a protein of 514 amino acids. Gene Ontology annotation, molecular function: ATP binding; threonine-tRNA ligase activity. NCBI's taxonomy places the organism in Eukaryota, Fungi, Basidiomycota, Exobasidiomycetes, Ceraceosorales, Ceraceosoraceae. The record is from RefSeq and is a predicted model, not a curated record. Gene Ontology annotation, biological process: threonyl-tRNA aminoacylation. Gene Ontology annotation, cellular component: cytoplasm. The transcript has 2 exons.